CGGGCUCCUGUCAUUACCGCGGGGCGGCAGGGCACCUUCAGAUCAGCAUGAGGGAGUGCCUUUCUGUCCACAUUGGCCAAGCUGGCGUCCAGAUUGGGGAUGCUUGUUGGGAACUCUAUUGCCUGGAACAUGGGAUCCAGCCUGACGGCGUUGUUCUCGACGGUGGGAAGGAUCGGGUGGCACAUAAAAUGGAGCUUGCGGGCGCAUCUUUCGAUUCCUUCUUUUGCGAGACAAGAGCUGGGAAGCACGUGCCCAGAGCCCUCUUCAUGGACCUGGAGCCGACGGUUGUAGACGGAAUCCGCGCAGGCAGGUACCGCUCACUCUUCCACCCUGAGCAGCUGGUGAGCGGAAAGGAGGACGCUUCAAACAACUACGCCCGAGGUCGCUACACUGUGGGGCCUGAAAUUGUCGAAAUUGUGCUAGAGAGGCUCCGAAAGCUGGCAGAACAGUGCAGUGGGCUUCAGGGAUUUUUGAUUUUCCGGAGCUUUGGAGGAGGCACUGGUUCGGGAUUUACAUCUCUUUUGAUGGAGCAGCUCUUGCUGGAAUACAGCGGGAAGACUAAACUGGAGUUCUCCGUCUACCCAGCCCCCAGGAUCUCCACUGCCGUGGUGGAGCCUUAUAACUCCGUCCUUACCACACACCCCACCAUAGAGCACUCAGACUGCACCUUCCUGCUGGACAAUGAGGCCGUCUAUGACAUAUGCCACCACAAACUUGACAUUGAACGCCCCUCUUACGCCAGCAUUAACAGGCUGGUGAGCCAGGCGGUCUCCUCCAUCACGGCUUCCCUCCGGUUUGAGGGGGCCCUCAACGUGGACCUAGUGGAAUUCCAGACCAACCUGGUCCCUUACCCGAGAAUACACUUCCCCAUGACAAGCUUUGCCCCCAUCCUCUCCCCCGACAACGCCCACCACGAGGAGCCCUCUGUGUUAGACAUCACUGCUGCUUGCUUCCAGCGCUCCAACCAGCUGGUCAAGUGCGACCCUGGCCUGGGGAAGUACGUGGCCUGUUGCCUGCUCUACAGAGGGGACGUGGUCCCCAGAGAGGUCAACGCGGCGAUCGCGGCCGUCAAGUCCAGGGACUCCGUUCAGUUUGUAGAUUGGUGUCCCACUGGCUUCAAGGUGGGCAUCAAUGGUCAUCCCCCCAGGGCGGUGCCAGGAGGGGACCUGGCCGAGGCCCAGCGGGCUGUCUGCAUGCUGAGCAACACCACGGCGGUCGCGGAGGCCUGGGCCCGCCUGGGCCACAAGUUCGACCUCAUGUUCGCGAAGAGAGCGUUUCUGCAUUGGUACAUCCGGGAGGGCAUGGAGGAGGGCGAGUUUGAAGAGGCCAGGGAAGACUUGGCCGUGCUGGAGAAGGACUAUGAGGAAGUGGGGCGGAGUUUCUGAUGCACAGCCGACAGGUGCGCCUGAGCGCUCCGGUCAACGCGCAUGCUCUACUCUCGAUGGGUAGAGUUCCCCGGAUUAGAAGAAAAAGGAACUGAAGCAAGACCCUGAGAUCCACCCCCAUCAGAUGGGUCCGUGUGGACAGCGAGCGGACACGCCUGCCUCCGCAGGUGCCGCGCAGCCCCGCUCCCUGUGCGCCUCCAAGGUUUGGAGUCCUUUCAACUUCUGGGUCUCUUCUUUUCUUUUUCCUCCUUUUUGGUUGGAAUGGAAACCUGGCUUUAUUCUCCGCUUUUUCAGCCAAGUGUCUGUGGAACCGCAGAGUGAAUGGUUCCCCUUCCCCGGAGCUGAGGCGGAAACCAGUGCAGCAGGAUAAUGGGUGUCAUUCCCCCCGCGUCGCUGUCCUGUGCGUUGAUGAAGCAGUGACUCUUUUCAGUCCUUUGCUUCCUCCAGAUGUGGGCCUUCCCGUCUCAGUCUGCUCUCUAUACAAACAAAGGAGCAGCAUGUUCUCGGACAUUUCAAACGUGAGAAUCUGUGUGUCCUGCAGCUGGGACGGGCAAAGUCAGUUCUUUCAGCCCCUCUGUCCUUGAGGACAUGUUCUUGACGCACAGCCAGCAGAGCCCUGCAUCCGAACCAUUUAAGAGGUUUAGGAAAAAAAUGCAGAUGCUCGAGCUUCACUGCGGACUUGCUGAGUGAGAAGCCCUGGUGUUUGGAUGGAGGGGCACCUGAGGAUUUAAGUUCAAAAACCACCUAAUGGGAUUAACUUUUUUGUAUUAAACUGCCCCGUGUUUAAACAAGUGAUAAUUUAAAAUGGACUCGGGAGUUCCCGUCAUGGCUCAGUGGGUUAUGAACCUGACUAAUACCCAUGAGGACUCAGAUUUGAUCCCUGGUCUUGCUCCGUGGUUAAGUGUUGCCAUGAACUGCGGUGUAGGUUGCAGAGGAGGCUCGGAUCCUGCGUUGCUGUGGCUGUGGUGCAGGCCGGCAGCUGUAGCUCUGAUUCGACCUCUAGCAUGGGAACUUCUGUAUGCCACACAGGCGCCCCCCCUCCAAAAAAAGAAAAGGGACAGAACAGCUAUAAAUGCAUUAAAACCAAUAGCAAGAUUUUAAAAAAUCUGGGACAUUUAGCCUACUGGUUGACAGGAAGGUGACCAGGUGAAGGAGAUUCAGCAGGUGUGGCACUUGAGUGGCCUGUAGGUGGGUUUCAGGUGCCUCCUGCAUUACAGGGCUUACCCGUCCGCUGGGGGCUUCCACGUGGUCAGUGCUUUGGGUCCGGGCAGGCAGCUGAAGUAACAGUCUCCAAAGCCUUGGCUGGAGGCCUAACGCUGAGGGUCUUGGUGUGAGAUUUACUCAAGUGAAACGCUAGCACCUUCUUCCUCGAGCCACCUGGAGCCUGGAACUGCCCCUACAUUUCGGACACUUUGCUGGGAGCUGCCCUUGCAAACCAGAAUCACUGUGAUGAGAUUUGGCUUUCGAGAGCUCCAUUCCAACAACCUACCACUUUCAACAGCUUUUCAACUCAAGCUGUUGUCUCCAUGACUGCAGUUUGGUGGAAGUGACAUUUCAUUACUUUUCACCAUGUUCUUCUGCAUUCCCUUCAAACCAGGAGUCUCCCCUCUUCCCAGCACGUGCUUUCUCGCCUCUGCCGCUUCUCCUGGCGUUCUCUCUUCUUCCCACCUCUUUACACCGUGUGAUGUAAUUCCUACUCCAAACCCAGUUCAGGCGUCACCUGUUCCAAGUAGCCUCUUGGGAAUCCAUUUACUCUGACCCUGGGAGGUAGGCGGAGUGGAGAAACACCAUGAAGUUUUUCACUAUAUUGAAAAUACUGCAGUAAAUACUCAUUGAUGGCGUGUCUUUUCCUGUGAAUAUCCUAUAUAGUGCUUUGAACUUUUAUUAGGCUUUUAUACUAAGUAAAAUCUUCUUCUAUGUG
Sus scrofa (pig) is the source of this 3306-nucleotide messenger RNA. NCBI's taxonomy places the organism in Eukaryota, Metazoa, Chordata, Mammalia, Artiodactyla, Suidae. The record is from RefSeq and is a predicted model, not a curated record.